Penicillium riverlandense is the source of this 609-nucleotide messenger RNA. RefSeq lists its product as uncharacterized. Bases 1 to 609 code for a protein of 202 amino acids. Lineage: Eukaryota; Fungi; Ascomycota; Eurotiomycetes; Eurotiales; Aspergillaceae. The transcript has a single exon. The record is from RefSeq and is a predicted model, not a curated record.
AUGUUGAAAGCCUGGGAAUCUUCGCCGGAACAUCUUUCUUACGAGAAAUCUAUGAGCUCUGUUUCGUCUGCAGCUUCGGCGGCUUCAAAGAGCGCCGCCGAAGCUGCAGCAUCGAACAGCGCUGCCGAAAGUUACGUUUCAGAGGUCGUCGCCUUCGUCUCCGCCAUCACCUCCGCGGCUGCUGCAGACAGCGCCGCCGCAGCCGCGGCCAUGCCCACACCCUUAUCAUGCACGUUCGGCAUGCUCUGCGACCAGACCAACUCCGAUGGCAGUGCAAGUUUUGGUUGCGGACUCGCUAUUUGGCUCGAAAACAUCGAUAACCCUUUUGACACUGACUAUAACGAGAACUACUUCUAUAAAGACGUUGACUGCGAUUCAGGCAGCCACACCGUCCAGUAUCGGGGCCGUACGUGGGAGUUCCGUUAUGUGAACAUGGGAGCCUAUGCGACUGAAUUGGGGGAGGCAUCUAUUUCGGUCCAGCAGGUUGACAAUGGUGGGAGUGUGCUGGAGAUUGCGCCGGCUGAUGGAGGGUCUAAUAACGAUGGUUCUAAUGCCGGAUUUAGUUCUAACUAUCGGAAUACGUGGUGGAGGACUGGGAUUACUUGCUAA